Molecule: messenger RNA, 764 nt
Organism: Moneuplotes crassus
Lineage: Eukaryota; Ciliophora; Spirotrichea; Euplotida; Euplotidae
Source: the annotation of a GenBank genome assembly
UAUAACAAAAUACCAAUAUGGAGGAAUCCUCAGAAAGUAGCUGUAAAGGGAAAUAUUUCUGUAUAAUAAGACACGGAGAGCGGCUUGACUAUGUUGAUGGUGAAGAGAAGAAAGAUAUUGUUGAAAUUUCAGAUCCAGGGUUAUCAAAGGAAGGCCAUAGGCAAGCUCGUGUUGGAGGAGAAUACAUCUCAGAGUUUUGAGCUUCAAAAGGUGCGAAACGAGUGAAAAUACUCGCUUCUCCUUGUGUCAGGACUACUCAGACAGCAGUCCAGAUCGCUAAAGCAAUCGGGACGCUCUCUGUGACUCUUGACAACCGCUUUGUCGAGUGGAUGAAGAAACCUUGGUUUCUUAAGCCACUAGAUGAGAUUGAGAUCAAUGCUCUUGGUAUUGAUAACUUCAAGCUGAAAUAUCUGUCAGAAGAAGACCAGGAGGUCACUGUAGCUUAUCUGGAUAACCACACAGAGGAGCUUAAGGAGAAAUAUCCUGAGAAGAUGAAUUCAGCCACGAACAGGUACAAGGAUGCGAUCGAUGAAGUUCUUGAAUCAGCCGAGAUGGCUGAUAAUGACAUGGUCAUUGUUGUAACUCAUCUGUUUGGUCUAGAGUGUUUUAGCGAGAAAUUUCAUGGAGAAAGCGCUAAUAAAGAUUACUGAGCAACCUCUAUUGUAGAAAAGGAAGAGGAGGAGUGGAGAUUGUUGGUUGAUUGUGAGUCUCAUUGGAUGGGUAAGGAGAAGAAGAUUAAUUAAUGUUUUCAAGGAUUUUUGGUA